AUUAUCAAAGUUGACAUAAACUAAUACAAGUUUAUUGAAAACUUUAUUCUACUCUUCAACCCAUUUAACCAAAGUUUAAUUAUUUUUAAUUAAAUAAUAUUAUGUACUAUAAUUAACGUAGUGUGAAAACUUGUUACCGUAGUGUAAUGCAAAAGGUAACGAAUUCAAGUUUAGUAUGUGCAAAUUUUUAAAAGCUAAUAGACGUUACUUACCUGUAGACAAUCGAUUAUUUUGUGACCUUGGAAAUUAUUUUCAAUUGAGUUUUUAAUUCAUUUUGUUUUUAUUUAAGUUUUUAUUAUAUAGAGAAGAAUGAUCAAGUCAAUAGGAUUAUCAUUGGUACCUUAUUCAAAUAUUCUAGCAAAAAUUGCUGGAACUUUAACUUCACUUCAAUUUUUAUCUGGAUUCUUUUUCUUAAAUGAUAUUCGUAAAAAAAAUUCAACAAUUGGUUUUCCCGUAUGGCCUUUUUUGGGUGGUAUUGUUUUGUGUGCAAUUAGUUUAAAAUUUGGGGUUAUUAUACGUGAUGAUGCUAUGAUAAAAGUUAAUUUUUUGGGUUUUGCUUUAAAUAUUGUAUUUAUGAUGGUUUUUUAUUAUUUUACUCCAAAUGAAAAUAAAUUGAAACUUUGGGGUCAAAUAGGCUUAAGUGGAUUAUUUACAGCUGGUUGUUUUGCUUAUGCAGAUUGGGAAAAUCCAAAUUUAGUUGAAUUUCGUCUUGGAAUGUUAAUUACUAUUGUUUUAGUAUUUUUAGUAGGAUCACCACUAUUAAGUUUAGGUGAUAUAAUGAAAAAAAGAAGUACAGAAGGAUUACCAUUUGCAAUGAUAUUCUCCGGAACACUUGUAUCAGCUUCUUGGAUGUUAUACGGUUUUUCCAUUUUAAAUGAUCUUAUGGUGUUCCAAAAUGCAUUCCUCCUAUUUCUCAGUGGAAUACAAUUAUCAUUAUUUGCUAUUUACCCGUCAAGCGCUAAUAAAAAUGACAAUAUUAGAGAUAAGAAAACCAAAUAACUACUAAUUAUUUUAACAUUUCUAAUCUAUUAAAUGGAUAAGAUAAAGAUUGUGAUGAUACAUUUUCCUGUGGUAAAAUUUUGACAAUAAUAGUUUUGUAAAAUACAAAAAUAGGACAAAUGAUUGCAAUACAAUACCGUUUUUGUUAUUUAAUCACUAAAAAAUUUAUUUGGAAAAGUUAGUUAGGAAAUAAUUAUUGAUUGUAUAUACAUACAUACAUACAAAUAUAUUGUUAAAAAUCAGAGCUAUUUUUUUGAAGAAUUGUUAAUAAAGUUAAUUGUUAUAGAUA
Messenger RNA from Condylostylus longicornis, 1288 nucleotides. RefSeq names its product sugar transporter SWEET1. Gene Ontology annotation, biological process: carbohydrate transport. Gene Ontology annotation, cellular component: membrane. The record is from RefSeq and is a predicted model, not a curated record. NCBI's taxonomy places the organism in Eukaryota, Metazoa, Arthropoda, Insecta, Diptera, Dolichopodidae. Gene Ontology annotation, molecular function: sugar transmembrane transporter activity. The transcript is spliced from 4 exons. The coding region runs from base 310 to 999 and encodes 229 amino acids.